GUACCGUACAUAAGUUAUGUUAACGGGAUUGACUGAUCACCCGCCCAUCUCAAGGUCGUACUGCUACUCCUUCCCCCUCUUCUACUUCCUCCUCUUCUUACCUUAUCAAUGCAUCAGCAAGAGCUUGGUUCCAGUCCCGAGUGACUGACCUCUUCUCCUCCUUUGACUCCUCUUUUCUCCUCCCUUACCCCGCAUUUUGCAACUCCCCUCCAAAGCAGAAUACAGGGCCAUAUAUAUGCAUAGGGAAUGAAUAGUCCUAGUUGAUCUUUUGAGCAUAAGCAGCAGACCUCUCUACCUUCAAACCCUGAAAUAUACUGUCCUUCACCAUGAGAGCAGUCCGCUUCUACGGAGCUGGAGACAUCCGAGUCGACCAGAUCGAAGAGCCGGUUUGUGGAGAGGGACAGGUCAAGAUCCGACCUGCGUUUGUAGGGAUCUGCGGAAGUGAUUUGCAUGAGUACACGUGCGGGCCGCACCUGGUACCCCUGACGCCACAUGCGAUCACCGGGAGACAGCUACCAACAACCCUGGGCCACGAGUUUAGCGGCACAGUCGAGGAGGUAGGGACCGGGGUUGCUGGUGUCGUCGCGAACCUCAAAGUUGGAGAUCGGGUUGCUGUUCGGCCCAACUUGAACGACGGGAGUUGUCCUCCCUGUUUGCGCGGAACCCCGAACUGUUGUCGCAAUUUGGGCUUUGUGGGGUACAGUAGCGAUGCAGGGGGGUUGUCGGACCAUGUCGUAGUUGACGCAGAACUUGCCAUUCCGCUACCGGACAACAUCCCUUUGGAUAUCGGCGCGCUUGUUGAACCGCUGUCUGUGGCGUGGCAUGCCGCAAAUCGCAGCCCUCUUGAGGGUGCUCGGACGGUUCUUGUCGUGGGAGGCGGUCCUAUUGGUUUGGCUGUGGUUCAAGUGCUUUUAGCCCGAGGAGUAGAGUCUAUCAUCGUCGCGGAAGUCUCCUCGCGACGACGAGAAUUUGCGAAAAAAUUGGGCGCCACACAUGUCCUUGAUCCUCGGACAGAAGAUGUCGUCUCCAUGGUACAAGCAAUGACCGGAAACGCGGGCGCAGAUGUGGCCUUUGAAUGCUCUGGCGUGCAAGCCGGCUUGGAUACGGCUCUUCGGGGCAUCCGGGUCCGAGGAACAGUCACGAUUGUGUCGCUUUGGGAAGCAAAACCGAGCGUAGACGCCAGCGCGAUCGUGCUAGACGAGAAGCAUGUAAUCGGAGCGGCAAUAUUUGCCGAUGGGAUCUUUCCAGCUGUCAUUGAAGCCAUAAGCUCGGGUAAGCUUGAGUGGCGCAAGCUCAACCCUCAAACCAUGAUCACCAGCAAGAUUCGAAUGGAAGACAUUGUUGAAAAAGGAUUCGAGGCCCGGAUCAACGAGAAAGAUAAACAUGUCAAGAUCUUAGUUGACAUCUCGGCAUGAAAUCCAGGAGGAAGGGUCUAAGGUAAGACAAGACGCCCUGGUCAGAUGCGGCUGUGAAGGUCGCACAGCUGUGCCUCAAAAUGAGCGUUUGUGUUGUCAAGUCCUUUUCCGAAGCCAUCCAUGACGGCCCAAGGCAUGUGUGAUGGCACACUUGGUGUGUAUUCUGACGCCAGCC
Aspergillus japonicus CBS 114.51 is the source of this 1590-nucleotide messenger RNA. RefSeq names its product 2,3-butanediol dehydrogenase. Gene Ontology annotation, molecular function: (R,R)-butanediol dehydrogenase activity; zinc ion binding. Gene Ontology annotation, cellular component: cytoplasm. Bases 327 to 1415 code for a protein of 362 amino acids. The record is from RefSeq and is a predicted model, not a curated record. Lineage: Eukaryota; Fungi; Ascomycota; Eurotiomycetes; Eurotiales; Aspergillaceae. Gene Ontology annotation, biological process: butanediol biosynthetic process. The transcript is spliced from 7 exons.